Sitophilus oryzae (rice weevil) is the source of this 2064-nucleotide messenger RNA. RefSeq names its product Y+L amino acid transporter 2-like. The record is from RefSeq and is a predicted model, not a curated record. Gene Ontology annotation, molecular function: L-amino acid transmembrane transporter activity. Gene Ontology annotation, biological process: amino acid transmembrane transport. The transcript has 12 exons. The coding region runs from base 216 to 2027 and encodes 603 amino acids. Gene Ontology annotation, cellular component: membrane. NCBI's taxonomy places the organism in Eukaryota, Metazoa, Arthropoda, Insecta, Coleoptera, Curculionidae.
AAAACGUGCGUCGGUAAAAUCGUGGUGCGCCUGAAAAAUAUGGCACACGGGCGCUGGAAAUCGUAUGGGAGUCGCGUUUUUGGAUCAAAUAACAUCGGCGUUACGUUGUAGCGCGUCCAAAGCACAUGGUGCGUGGCUUUACGGGUAGAAAAAUUGAGAUUAUGAGUAAAAUACGGGGUUGAAUUAAGUUAAAAUACAGUAAUUAACCCUUAAAUAUGGGUUCGAGUAAUAAUGUUUCGAAUAAUAGUGAUACGGCUAACGGUUUGACGCCUGUGAAUGAAUCUCCUAAAUUGAAGAGAAAAAUCACACUGUGGAACGGUGUUGCUUUGAUUGUAGGCACAAUUGUUGGAAGUGGUAUUUUUGUAUCGCCAACUGGUGUAUACCAAAGUAGUCAUUCCGUGGGAGCCUCGAUUGUGAUAUGGUCACUCUCGGGCAUUUUUUCCAUGUUGGGUGCCCUAUGCUACGCUGAGCUGGGCACAUCCGUCACUAGAUCUGGAGGAGAUUACGCUUAUAUAUACGUCGCUUUUGGUCCAUUAGCAGCUUUUUUGAGGUUAUGGAUUGCUCUUUUAAUUAUCAGGCCUACAACCCAAGCGAUUGUGGCAAUUACUUUUGCUGAAUAUGCAGUAAAACCAUUCUUCCCUGAAUGCAGUCCACCAGAAAAUUCGAUCAGACUCUUGGCGGCAGCCUGUCUCUGUUUACUUACUGCAAUUAACUGUUGGAGCACGAGAUGGGCCAUGACAAUCCAGAGCGUUUUCACUUCGGCUAAGCUGUUUGCUCUCGUGGCCAUUAUCCUUACUGGAGUUGUCUAUAUAUUUACUGGUCAUACAGAAAAUUUCCACAACGCAUUUGACGGAAAUUACGAUGCAUCUAGUAUAGCUUUGAGCUUCUACUCAGGAUUAUUCGCUUUUGGUGGCUGGAACUAUCUUAAUUUUGUUACUGAAGAAUUACAAGAUCCGUACAAAAAUUUACCUAAAGCCAUAUGGAUCGCACUGCCUCUGGUAACUGCAAUCUACGUUUUAGCGAACGUAGCCUACUUUUCGGUGCUAUCCGGAGUCGAAAUGGAGAGUUCUUAUGCAGUUGCGCUGACUUUUGGAAUGAAAAUGUACGGCAGCGUGGCCUGGAUGGUUCCCAUAUUUGUCGCCCUAUCGUGCUUUGGAGGCGUUAACGGCAUUUUAUUCACUUCGUCGAGACUUUUCUUAACUGGAUCGCAGGAAAACCACUUGCCAGAACUAUUUUCAUAUAUUCAUAUGCGACGUAAUACUCCCAUUCCCAGUUUAAUAUUCACCUGUAUAACAUCUCUAGCUAUGCUGUUCAUAAGCGACGUAAUGCAACUGAUCAACUACUACAGCCAAAUUUUAUGGUUUUCCGUUGCCGCCAGUAUAGCGGGAAUGAUGAUUUUGCGUUACAAGCAGCCCGACUCUCCUAGACCAAUACGAGUCAACACCGCCAUUCCAGUUAUAUUUUUGUUAGCUUGUGCAUUUUUAAUCAUAUUCCCUAUUCCGGAAAACCCAUGGAAUACCAUUAUUGGUACAGUCAUUACCUUAUCAGGUGUACCUGUGUAUUACCUAGCCUUAAGGCUGACCCAUGGCAACUGGGCUUGGGGUAGUGAAAGUAUCACCCGAGAAAGCCGUAUUAUCGAUGUCGUUUAUAAUGCAAGUAACAAUGAAUUAGUACGUACAAAAACAUUGGUCAAGAAUGCCAUUGUAGUUGUUGAUGCCACACCAUUCAGACAGUGGUAUGAAGGUCAUUACAUUCUACCGCUAGGACGUAAGAAGGGUGCUAAAUUGACUGCGGAAGAAGAUGCAGCAUUUAACAAAAAAAGGAGUAAGAAGAUUCAGAAAAAAUAUGAAACCAGACAGAAAACCGCUAAGGUAGAACCAGCUAUCGAAGAACAAUUUCACACUGGUAGAUUAUUAGCUUGUAUUUCAUCGAGACCAGGACAGUGUGGAAGGGCUAGUGGGUAUAUUUUAGAAGGAAAAGAACUCGAGUUCUACUUGAGAAAGAUUAAGUCUAAGAAAGCAAAAUAAAAAUAUAGUGUACAAAUAAACUUGUACUUUUAAGAUA